AUGAGUUUUAUUAAAACUAAAGUUACAAAGGCUCUAAUAAAACACUUUAUAGGCAGUAAUGAUUCACAACCUUCGACAGAACAUACGGAACAACCUACAAAUUCAGAUAAACCUAGAAAAAAUAAAAAAAAUAAAUGGAAGAUACCACCAGGCUUAACAGAGAAAGAAGCAAAAAUUCUUAAAAAAGUAAAAAAAAGAGCUGAAAUAUUGGAUGUUGGAUUUUGUGUUUGUUGCUGUUGUAAAUUGGGGCUUGUACCCGUGGCUGGUGAUUUCUUUGAUUUCCUAUACCAAGCCAAUAUGCGAAAUGCUGUUAUUUUAGAAAAUUACCUUGUUGACAGAGCUAAAAAUAGAUCUGUGGUAAUGGAGGAUGGAACUUUAGAGGUCAUUCGACCAGAAAAUGCUGUACCCGGACGCGAUCGUAGUGGCAGAUUUUGA
This is a messenger RNA of Racocetra fulgida, 435 nucleotides long. The record is from the annotation of a GenBank genome assembly. NCBI's taxonomy places the organism in Eukaryota, Fungi, Glomeromycota, Glomeromycetes, Diversisporales, Gigasporaceae.